CUGGAGCUACGCCAGGCUCUACUGUAUCAUUGCCUCCUUUCCUUUUGACCAUGCAGUCACAACCUUUUGAAACACAUCCCAUUGUCGCUCACCAUGUUGCUAGUAUGUUGGGGGAACUCAAACAGCAAUUCGUCGAAAGGUUUCUUGAUACCGACUUCAGUGACAUACAAUCAACGGCGACUGGGGUACAAAGAUUGAAAGAGUUGGUCAAAUCGAUUCCCAAUUCACCUGGGCGCCCAUCGGAUGAAGUCCUCACCAUUCAGGAACGGAGACUCACGGAGCCAUGGGCAGAGAUCGACGAAGAGUAUGCACGUACAGCAGACGAAUGCCAGACAAGUGCACGCUACGGGAAGGUUCAUUUCAGGGCACAUUUCAAUCAGAAAGAGUCGAAGAUCGUCCUUGACUCCCCGAUGCUGGGAAUCCUCUUGCUGCGUCCGAACGAUGAAACGUAUACAGAGGGCCUUCUUGACCCGCCAACUGUUUGGAUUAGACCCUCUCAACGAAAAAUUAGAGGCCAGAAGGCUAAUGCUAAUCAACGCAGGCUGGAGGUGGUGAGAACCACCUACUUGAGGACACCUCAUCGGAUUAAUGCAGAUCUAAUCAUCAAUUUGGCCUUUAAUGGGGUCCCACCGAGGGUGUUUUCUGAUCUUAAUCAGAAGAAUAUGCAAGAAAAAUUCGAUGCUCUAACAACAUGGACGGGUGAUCGGGACAUGCCCAAACUCUGCCGUUAUAUCGAACGUCAAGGAGGUGUACUACCCAUACGCCUAAGUCGUCUACCUCCCGAACCUACAGCCCUCAAAGCAAAUAACAGGUUCCGUGAAAGGCAUACAGAUUUGGUGGGAGAGGCGCGUGAAGAAGGUGAUGGGGACGACGAUGAAGAGGAAGGCCUACUCAAUUAUUUCCCAAAUCUAAUCUCAGGCCAACCAGCCACCUUAAAUGAAACUGUAGUUAGGCUGAUCCAGUCUGGAUUUACGCCCCAGGGUUGCCCUUAUUUAGCUGAAUUAAUAAGAUAUAUUCUAAGGAAGCAGUUGGAGGAAUGCGUGCAUAAUAUUGAGCUCUAUGUAGUCCCCGAAGCGUUUAAGGACCUUCUUGGAGAAAAUGAG
Acaulospora colombiana is the source of this 1103-nucleotide messenger RNA. Lineage: Eukaryota; Fungi; Glomeromycota; Glomeromycetes; Diversisporales; Acaulosporaceae. The record is from the annotation of a GenBank genome assembly.